This is a messenger RNA of Melospiza melodia melodia, 1541 nucleotides long. RefSeq names its product differentially expressed in FDCP 8 homolog (gene DEF8). The record is from RefSeq and is a predicted model, not a curated record. The transcript is spliced from 12 exons. Lineage: Eukaryota; Metazoa; Chordata; Aves; Passeriformes; Passerellidae. Bases 48 to 1400 code for a protein of 450 amino acids.
GGACAGCGGGGCACAGCCGGGGACAGCGGGGCCCUCGGGCGGCCGCCAUGCGUGGACGGUGCCGCAGGACGGCGGCGAUGGCGUCGGACGAGCGGCUGGCCCGGUUCCGCCAGGCGCACCUGAACCCGUUCAACAAGAGCCCCGAGCAGGCGGAGCGGCCCGAGGGGGAGCCCCCGGCCCCAGCCCAGCAGCCGGACCCCCCCCCGGGGGACCCCGAGGGCGCCCUGGACCUGGGGCUGGCCGAGGACCACUUCUCGCGGCCCGUGGGGCUGAUCCUGGCGUCGGACGUGCCGCAGCUGCGCCGCGCCAUCGAGGAGUGCAAGCGGGCGAUCCUGGCGCUGCCCGAGCACUCGGAGCGCCAGAAGGACGCCGUGGUGCGCCUCAUCCACCUCCGCCUCAAGCUGCAGGAGCUCAAGGACCCUGGUGAGGAUGAGCCCAACAUCCGCGUGGUCCUGGAGCACCGCUUCUACAAGGAGAAGAGCAAGAGCGUCAAGCAGAUGUGUGACAAGUGCAGCACCAUCAUCUGGGGACUCAUCCAGACCUGGUACACCUGCACAGGCUGCUACUACCGCUGCCACAGCAAGUGCCUGCCGCUGGUGAGCCGGCCGUGCGUGCGGGCCCAGGUCAGCCACCAGGCGGAGUACCAGCUCAGCAUCUGCCCCGAGAGCGGCCUGGACAGCCAGGACUACCGCUGUGCCGAGUGCCGGGCGCCCAUCUCCCUCCGGGGGGUGCCCAGCGAGGCCCGGCAGUGCGACUACACCGGGCUCUACUACUGCUCCAGCUGCCACUGGAACGACCUGGCCGUGGUGCCCGCCCAGGCCAUCCACAACUGGGACUUCGAGCCCCGCAAGGUGUCACGGUGCAGCAUGAGGUACCUGGCACUGAUGGUGUCACGGCCGGUGCUGAAGCUGAGGGAGAUCAACCCACUGCUCUUCAACUACGUGGAGGAGCUGGUGGAGAUCCGGAAGCUGCGCCAGGACAUCCUGCUGAUGAAGCCCUACUUCAUCACCUGCAAGGAGGCCAUGGAGGCGCGGCUGCUGCUGCAGCUGCAGGACCGGCAGCACUUUGUGGAGAACGACGAGAUGUACUCGCUGCAGGACCUGAUCGACAUCGAGGCCGGGCGCCUGGGCUGCUCCCUCACCGAGAUCCACACGCUCUUUGCCAAGCACAUCAAGCUGGACUGCGAGCGGUGCCAGGCCAAGGGCUUUGUCUGCGAGCUGUGCCGCGAGGGCGACGUGCUCUUCCCCUUCGACAGCCACACCUCGGUCUGCGCCGACUGCUCCGCCGUCUUCCACAGGGACUGCUACUACGACAACUCCACCACGUGUCCCCGCUGCGCCCGGCUGAGCCUGCGGAAGCAAUCCCUGUUCCAGGACUCCGGCACGGAGGGGGAGCCCUGAGGGGGUCUGCCCCCACUGUGGGGUCUCAGCCCCAAGGCUGCCCCCACCCCACCCAGCACAGGGCGCUGGGACGGACACGAUCAGCCCAGCAGCGGUUUGGGGACUGGGCUGGGGCUGGCUCUGGGAUCCCGUGCUCACGGA